Messenger RNA from Fulmarus glacialis (Northern fulmar), 2780 nucleotides. It is a transcript of the gene DROSHA, whose product is annotated as drosha, ribonuclease type III. Gene Ontology annotation, cellular component: nucleus. Bases 18 to 2453 code for a protein of 811 amino acids. Gene Ontology annotation, biological process: primary miRNA processing; rRNA processing; regulation of gene expression. Gene Ontology annotation, molecular function: double-stranded RNA binding; ribonuclease III activity. NCBI's taxonomy places the organism in Eukaryota, Metazoa, Chordata, Aves, Procellariiformes, Procellariidae. The record is from RefSeq and is a predicted model, not a curated record. The transcript has 25 exons.
UUAAACCAUGUCGCCCUAUGACCAACAAUGCUGGAAGACUAUACCACUAUCGAAUUACUGUGUCACCUCCCACAAAUUUCUUAACAGACAGACCUACUGUUAUUGAGUAUGAUGACCAUGAAUAUAUCUUUGAAGGGUUCUCAAUGUUUGCACAUGCCCCACUAACAAACAUUCCUCUAUGCAAAGUAAUCAGAUUUAACAUUGACUAUACAAUUCAUUUCAUUGAGGAGAUGAUGCCUGAGAAUUUUUGUGUAAGAGGUCUUGAGCUGUUCUCUUCAUAUCUGUUUAAAGAUAUUUUGGAGCUCUAUGACUGGAAUCUUAAAGGUCCCUCACUUGAAAAUGAUUCUAUUUGCUGCCCCAGAUUUCACUUCAUGCCGCGAUUUGUGAGAUUUCUUCCAGAUGGAGGAAAAGAAGUACUCUCAAUGCAUCAGAUUCUUCUCUACUUGUUACGAUGCAAUAAAGCUCUGGUGCCUGAAGAGGAGAUUGCCAACAUGCUUCAGUGGGAAGAACUGGAAUGGCAGAAAUAUGCAGAGGAAUGCAAAGGGAUGAUCGUUACCAGCCCUGGCAUGAAACCGAGCUCAGUUCGUAUUGAUCAACUGGACCGUGAACAGUUCAAUCCUGAUGUAAUUACUUUCCCCAUUAUUGUCCACUUCGGGAUACGACCUGCUCAACUCAGUUACGCUGGAGAUCCUCAGUACCAAAAGCUGUGGAAGAGUUACGUGAAACUGCGUCACCUGCUGGCUAAUAGUCCCAAAGUCAAACAGGCUGAUAAACAGAAAUUAUCACAAAGAGAGGAAGCACUGCAGAAAAUUCGUCAGAAGAACACAAUGAGACGUGAAGUGACCGUCGAGUUGAGUAGCCAGGGAUUCUGGAAAACAGGGAUACGCUCUGACGUCUGCCAGCAUGCAAUGAUGCUUCCUGUCCUCACCCACCACGUCCGCUACCAUCAGUGUCUGAUGCAUUUGGACAAAUUGAUAGGCUACACUUUUCGAGAUAGGUGCUUGCUGCAGCUUGCCAUGACUCAUCCAAGCCAUCACUUAAACUUUGGAAUGAAUCCGGAUCAUGCCAGAAAUUCCUUGUCCAACUGUGGGAUUCGACAGCCAAAGUAUGGAGAUAGAAAAGUUCACCAUAUGCACAUGAGAAAAAAAGGGAUAAACACCCUGAUAAAUAUUAUGUCCCGUUUGGGACAGGAUGAUCCAGCUCCUUCCAGGAUUAACCACAACGAGCGUUUAGAAUUUCUGGGAGAUGCUGUGGUGGAGUUCUUAACAAGUGUCCACUUGUACUACCUGUUUCCCACUCUGGAGGAAGGAGGAUUAGCUACAUACCGCACUGCCAUCGUACAGAACCAACACCUGGCCAUGUUGGCUAAGAAGCUGGAACUAGAUCGAUUUAUGCUUUAUGCUCAUGGUCCAGACCUUUGCAGGGAAUCGGAUCUCCGCCAUGCCAUGGCCAACUGCUUUGAAGCCCUAAUAGGAGCUGUUUAUCUAGAGGGGAGCCUAGAAGAAGCAAAACAAUUAUUUGGGCGUUUACUCUUCAAUGACAAGGACCUGCGGGAUGUAUGGCUUAAUUAUCCACUACACCCACUCCAACUGCAGGAGUCCAAUACUGACAGGCAACUCAUCGAGACCUCUCCAGUUCUUCAGAAGCUUACAGAGUUUGAGGACGCGAUUGGAGUCAUCUUUACUCAUGUUCGGCUUCUAGCGCGUGCAUUCACUCUGAGGACAGUAGGCUUUAACCAUUUGACUCUAGGCCACAACCAGAGGAUGGAAUUCCUGGGUGACUCCAUAAUGCAGCUGGUAGCCACAGAGUAUUUAUUCAUACAUUUCCCCGAUCAUCAUGAAGGGCACUUAACGCUGUUGAGAAGUUCUUUGGUGAACAACAGGACACAGGCCAAGGUGGCAGAAGAGCUGGGUAUGCAAGAAUUUGCCAUCACUAAUGACAAAACAAAAAGACCUGUAGCUCUUCGAACUAAGACUUUGGCUGAUCUCUUGGAAUCCUUUAUUGCUGCCCUGUACAUUGAUAAAGAUUUGGAAUACGUUCACACUUUCAUGAACGUAUGCUUUUUUCCACGGCUAAAGGAGUUUAUUUUAAAUCAAGACUGGAAUGAUCCUAAAUCUCAGCUUCAACAGUGCUGCUUGACUCUCAGGACAGAAGGAAAAGAGCCAGACAUUCCUCUUUACAAGACUUUGCAGACAGUGGGACCGUCUCAUGCCAGGACAUACACAGUAGCUGUUUACUUCAAAGGGGAACGAAUAGGAUGUGGAAAAGGCCCAAGUAUUCAGCAAGCAGAAAUGGGAGCUGCAAUGGACGCACUUGAAAAAUAUAACUUUCCCCAGAUGGCCCAUCAGAAACGGUUCAUUGAACGGAAGUACAGACAAGAGUUGAAAGAAAUGAGGUGGGAAAGAGAGCAUCAAGAGAGAGAGCCAGAUGAGACUGAAGAAGCAAGGAAAUAAAAGGAGGGCACAGAAACAGUGGCAUAUUUACUUACUUAAUAACUCUGACUGUGGCCUAUGGAGAUCUAACCUAGUUUCUUGCAGAUGAUGAAUGAAGAGUGCCUGUUGAUAUCAAAUAGAAAAUCAUAAUCUCUUCUUAAAAAAGUGUGUGUAUAUACAGUAUUUCUUUAGUUUGGUUUUAAGUGCAAAGUUUGUUUGGCUUUUUAAUAAGAUUUGGUUUUAAAUCCUUUUAAUUUUUAUGAAAAGUUGUGGGAUUAUUUUUAUUAUUUUUACUGUCUUGUAUGAAGUAAUAAAGUAUUAAUUUCAAAAGCCUGUAGGAGGAAAAGC